Messenger RNA from Lacerta agilis (Sand lizard), 6365 nucleotides. It is a transcript of the gene CLIC4, whose product is annotated as chloride intracellular channel 4. The coding region runs from base 130 to 894 and encodes 254 amino acids. NCBI's taxonomy places the organism in Eukaryota, Metazoa, Chordata, Lepidosauria, Squamata, Lacertidae. The record is from RefSeq and is a predicted model, not a curated record. The transcript is spliced from 6 exons.
GAGGGGAGCCAGACGGGCGAGCGAAGGACCGGCAGAGUGAGUGAGGAGGGAGGAGUUUUCUCGCUUCCUCGCAGGGCGUCGCCGCCGGUCAAUCUCCACGCAGAGCGGGUGGCCGAGCGAGGACAGAGCAUGGCGCUCUCGGUGCCGGUCAACGGGGUGAAGGAAGAGGGCGACAAGCAGCCUCUCAUCGAGCUCUUCGUCAAGGCUGGAAGUGAUGGUGAAAGCAUAGGCAACUGCCCCUUUUCUCAGAGACUCUUCAUGAUUCUUUGGCUGAAAGGAGUGGUAUUUAGUGUAACAACAGUUGACUUGAAAAGGAAACCUGCAGACCUUCAGAACUUGGCACCGGGGACUCACCCGCCCUUCAUAACAUUUAACAAUGAGGUGAAGACGGACGUGAACAAGAUUGAAGAGUUUCUUGAAGAUGUCCUCUGCCCUCCCAAGUACACAAAGCUUUCACCAAAACAUCCAGAAUCAAACACUGCUGGAAUGGACAUCUUUGCUAAAUUUUCUGCAUUUAUCAAGAAUUCCAGGCCAGAAGCAAAUGAAGCCUUGGAGAGAGGCCUUCUGAAAACUCUGCAGAAGUUGGAUGAGUACCUGAAUACACCUCUCCCUGAUGAGAUCGAUGAGAACAGCAUGGAGGAUAUUGCAGCUUCCACCCGCAAGUUUCUGGAUGGCGAUGAAAUGACGCUAGCAGACUGCAACUUGUUGCCCAAACUACAUAUUGUCAAGGUUGUGGCCAAAAAGUAUCGCAACUUUGAUAUUCCCAAGACAAUGACUGGGAUUUGGAGAUACCUGACAAAUGCCUACGGUCGUGAUGAAUUCACCAACACUUGUCCUGGAGACAAAGAGAUUGAAAUCGCCUACAGCGAUGUAGCUAAGAGACUCACUAAAUAAGCAGUGUUUUGCACACAUUUCAUAACGAAACGCUUCUUUUAACAGACUGCUCCCCUUUUGUCUUUUUAAGAUAGUGAUUUACUUUGCAUGUACUUGCAGUUAUUCAGUGUUACAUUGGGUAGACCAGGUAUUUUUUCUUUCUUUCAAAAAAUGCAAACCAAUGUUAUGCCGUUUGCUUGCUUUGUAUCCUAUAAUAAGCAAACUGAGCACAGCAGUUAAUGUUGCAGUGAAGCAAUUCUGGAACCUGGCCCAGAACUGCUGAGUGGGCCCAGAACUUUACUACCCGGGCCUGCAGAUCCUGGGUCUCAAUUAGGUAGGACAGCCAUCUUACAUAGUCCAAGGAACUGAGUGGUAAAGCUUUUCCUGGAUUGAGCAUUUAAGGUAGUGGGAGUGGAGUGCAAGUUUGAACACUUUUCCUAUAUUAGAAGGCACCUUCUCUCUUUUCUGCACACACUUGGCUUGUUGGGGAGAUGGCUUCAGCAUACUCUCUCUGAUAGAAUAUUUUGAUGCGGAGAAUUUUAUUCAUUGCAGAGCAAAUACAGCCUCCGCAGCUCCAAACUUAGGUGAUUCAGCCUAAGGAAAGUUUUUUGUUUUUGUUUUUUUACCACUUGAUGCUUCUGAUUAUAUAAAGUGGCCUUUAAAUCUCAAUUUGCAUCUUGGGAUUUUCAGAUUUGUCUAGGAAGCACUUCUUGGUGUGAUUUAAGGAUUAUUUAUGUAUUUUCGAGAUGCUGUUGCAUACCAGAGCUCUCCUGAAACACUGUACCUGCUGGUCUGUCUCUGAACAGCGCACCAAAGUCUCUUACUGCCUCACUGAAAAGAGCUACAUGCAAAACCUUUGGGCAAGCAUGCCUGCUCAUGAGGGAAAAGGCACAUUUCAACAAGCUCAAAUGCCACAAGCUGUGACCCAUAGACACCAGGAACCCAGUAAACUGUUCUUGGAGGUGACAAGGGUUCACUGCAUAUGCUUGUAUGGGUGGGGUGGAGGGUGCAUUUUCCUGCAGGUCUCCAACUGAUUGGAUAAAAAAGCAAGACAUCUUUAUUGGAUGAAGCACAAUAAUCCAAGGCCAUAAUAGCAAGUUGCUUUAAAAAAAAAGGCACUAGGAGGCUUGUCAAUAUGUGGGAAUUAUUUCUUAAGUAACAUCAUUCCAAACCUGAGCUGUCAAGCAGCCUAAAUAUGCCAGAUGUUUCUACUCAACAUGUAACUACUCUUUUAUGUUGCUAGCAAGAAAUGCUGCAGUUGGGUGCCAGGGGUGCUUUCUUCUCACUGUGCUAAUGUCAGACUCCUGCAAAUAACUAUUUUUUAUUUUUAAAUAUGUGCAAGUGGCCUUUAGAUACCAACUGUUUUGCCUUACAUGCAUAAUUCCAUAUUGAUGAUUCUCUCCCUGGUAGUUUGUAAGCGUGGGAUGUGGAGUUUUCAGCCCCUCUUUCAUUUUUCUCUCCCUUCAAUAUGUCACAUCUGACUGCUGCAUAUGUACCUGAUCUAUAUUUUUUCACACCACAAUCAUUAACACAUUCAAGGUCCAAGUUGUGUAUUUCUAGAACAGCACCAAGGAAUAGCACUGUAAAAGCAACAAAUGGUUUGUGUUGCUGACUUGGGUUUUCUUUAAUAAAAGGAAAGUCAAGGAUUUAAGGCAUGGAGCAAACUUUCUAUUUAUUUUAAAUGCCAUCAAAGACUAUUCCAGCCAAUCAACACUAGUCUUCUUGCCAGCACACCUUUUGUAACUUUUACACUGGAGUGUACAUUUUUAAAGCACAUAUAAGGGCUCCUGUUAACAGACUUUCUGCAGCCCAACUCUGUGCAUGCUUGCUCAGAAGCAAGUUGCACUGCAUUUAGCAUGGUUUAUUCCCAAGUACGUGUGUACAAAUUUCAUUUUGGUGAGGGACUUGGUAUUAAGAGCCUUAGGUUUGUGGUUUUUUCUUCUUUUAAAUCUAAGAAUCAUACUUACAUUGUGAUCUCCUGAUCCAAUAAGUAGACACGUGAUUUCAGUAAUAGCUUUGUAUUUGUUAUACAUGCCUUUGUGGUGCCUUCUUUCUCUUUGCCAGUAUUCACAAAAGCCAGUCUUAGGCUUAAGGGUGGCCCCAAAGCAUCCUGCAGCUUUGACACAAUACACUAGAAGGUAGAACCUUUUCUAGCUACCUCUUAGUUUAAUUUCACUGGCUCGAAAUCUGCUCCAGAUUCUUCUUCUUGCUGAUUUUGCCCACACUGCCUUGCUUUAAGUCAGUUGACUGGCUUGGUGUACACAUUUGUGUUGUACAGCGUGGUGGAUCUUAUGCACAGGGUGGUUGUCCUCCUGAUGCCCACACUUGUUUACCUUCCAGUUGUCAUUUUGCCUGGCAGAUUUAAAGUUUCAGAUUCGAAGGUCGGAUGACCAGUGUGAUCAGAUGGGAUUUGAGGAAAAAGAUGGUCAGAUGUGGGCCAUUAGCUCAAAUUCUUGCAAUUCACUGUCCACAUAACCACCUCUUACGUAACUGCUAUUUCCCCAUCUGGUUACUGGAUCCAUUUAGCCCGGAACUAAUGCUUGGUGGAUUGUGUUUAUUUGAAAGCUUACCUUUAAUGAGUCAUGAAAGUAAAUAACUCGGCACCUCCCAACAGUAUCAGUCAAAAGGGAGGAAGCAGCAUGCCAAUUUAUUUUAAAUUACACCGCAGCACAGGGCAACCUUUAUCAUUUGGUGCUGAUUAUGCCUUAGUACUGUUUGACGAAACCUUUCCGGUUUGAAAUGUAGGCAGCAGUUGAAUCUUAUGCUCUGGAUUCUGUUAAGUUGGAACAGAGAAGUCAUUUGGAAGUACGGUAUAUUUUAGAGAGAAGCAUUAUCUCUCCCUCUGAAUAUUGAUGUGCACAAAUGUUCCCUCGUGUGACCAGUUAUCCACUUGGUGUGGUAGUAGAGGCAGUUUCUCCCACAAGUUAAGGUGCAUAAUUUGUGGUUGCAAGUGAUCAACCAUUUGGUUAACUUUAGCAGCCCACAUGGGUGAAAGCAUUCAGUGUUCCUCUUGAAUGAAUAAAGAGAUGGGCGUGUGUUUGUGGAUGGGGGGCUUCUGUCAUCAAAUGGGAUUUUUUUAUAGUUAUGUUUUUGCAACAGAAAUGUGAAAGGAAUUCCUAUUAGCUGACCUUUGUUUUGCCUAUGAAAUUUGUAGCAUUCAUACAUAGAUUAACUUUCUGGAAGACACAGAAAACCCCAAGUUUGACUUAACGUUUAUUCUUCCAAGGUUGGAGAGAAGGGAGUGCGGAAAGACAUGUGUUGUACCUACUGUAUUUAUAGUUUGGGAACUUGCCUAACCUGCACAAAACUAAAGAGUUAAUGAUCUUGCCACUUGCCAGUUUCUUACAAAAUUGAUAAUUUUUAUGUACAUUUGCAUUCUUAACAGAAUUUCAGACAUUCUGCUUCUAGCCAUCCAGAAUAGCAAAUGUAGGUCUAAUUCUCACAGACAUUCCCCCAACCCACCAUCCUCAGACUUUUGAACAUGGGAUGAUAGUUGCAUGAGAACCAGAAGUGUGAGCAAGAGCAGCUCCUUGUAGCAAUUCCUUAAAUGUUCCUCGUGUAUUAAUGUGACUUCCAAAAUGUCUUUCCCCUCCUAUAGUCAAUGAUGUUUUAAAUUCCCAUUCUAGUUGUCAGUCUAGGAGCAGUUGAGGAAUCACUCCUUUGCCUAAACCCAGGCGGUGGAGGGUGGAAUCUGUGGCCCUCUUGAUGCUGCUUGAUUCCCAGCUCCCAGUAGCCCUAGCAGGCACCGUCAAAGGUCAGAAUUAUGGGAGUUGCAGUCCAGCAACAAGGCCACAGCUUCUAUCACUUUUGCCCUAAAAAUAGGCAGGAGUGUUAAUUUUUAGAAUGAUUGAAGUCAUCUCAGAACUGGUGUGUCUGGGGAAAUUCUGUGCAUGUAUUAUUGUUAGCCACAGGAUAGUUGUGCCAUUGAAAGAGCCUGCUGGCUUGGACCACUCUGCGAAGCAGCUCCUACUGAGGGGGAACAUACCAAUUGGCUGCAUCUAAUGUUACUCUGAGUGCAGAAUGCUGCUUGGAUUCUGCUUCACAAGUAACAAGAAGGGUUGAGGUAGCCCUGAAGUCCUUUCUGCAAACGUAAUUCAGGAGGAAAAGUCUUUGCCCUCAUCCUAUACCCUUUGAUGUCACAACACUAUGGAUUCCAAUAGUUUGGACGAUGGAUUGUCCACAUGCUCUCUGUUGGGUCAUAUUUGUAUAAGAGAAUUGGCCAUUCUGCUUAUUUUGUUUAUAGUGAAAUAGAAUUUAUUUUUAAAAGAAAAGCUGUGGGUUAUAUCCAGCGUUAGUCAUGCUCCAUCAGAGUAGACCCAUUGAAAUGAAUGGGAAUGAUUAAUUUGGGCUCACUCAUUUCACUGGGCCUACUCUGAGUAGCACCUGCAGUGACUACAACCCAGGGAAUUAAAAUUGCAUGAUUUAUAUAUCAAGGUAUGCCUUUUUAACGAGGUCACCUUUGCUCAGCAGACAGAGCCUUGAGAAACAGAGAGAACAGGUGGAACACUUCUCUCAAAAGUGUGCAGAGCGUUUGUGAAAUCAUUACACUUGUCUGACUCGCACACGAACCAGUGUGCCACAUUCUGGGCAUGGAGAGGUAGGAAAGCAAACCUCAGGUUCCCCACCUCUGUCAAGUCCUUCCUGUGGGGCUCCAGCUCUCAUGAGCCCCAGCCAGCACAGCUGAAGAUCAGGCCUCUGUAACAAAAGUGUUUUCUGUGGACUCGGCUCAACAUGCAUUUGUACACAAAUUGGUUCUGUUUAUGUUAUCAGCCUCUAAAGGUAAUGGGCCACAGAAAUUGGUCUAGCCUAUCUAACUAUGCUAGAGCUAUGUGCAAAUAUUAACAGUGACAAACAGCAACCAGCUUAAAAAUCUGGCCAUUCUAGGGCCUACCAGUGUCUAAAUGUAACACACGAAGGUGUUCUAAUUCAUACCAAAAGUGUUAUGUAUAGUGGGGGGCUACAUAUGAGAGCUGAGGUCUGGCUUCAUUCCCUAGUGCUUGAAGCAUGUAUAUUCUUUGGGGGCUUUUGUGGAACCUUGGUUAUCACUCAUCUGCCUACCUGCCUUUCCAUGAAAUGUUGCUUUAAGAGGCAAUGCUAAAUCAACUCUUCAUGCUAAAAAUGAAUAACUGUCCCCUCCCAGCUGUGACUAAUGGUAGAUGUUUUAUCCCAUGUUGAAACCACAAUUCCUUAGAUACAGUCAAGUUCCUUCUUAUCCUUUUGAACAUACCUGAAAAGUUCGUUCUGAGCAAAACAUGUUUUAAAAAUAUAUAUCAUCCUGUUUUAUCUGCUCGACUGUUGCAUCUGGGUGGGUGGGGGCAUAGAUUCCCAGAAUGGGCAGGGCAUUGAUUUGGCGUUUGUACAGAGAUACCUGGAAUCUCUCGUGAUAUAUUGUAAUAUGCUUCUCUUUUCACUUUUCUGGAAUAUCUUUUACAGGUAUACUGGCAAACUGCUGGCAGCUGUUUUAAAAAAUAAAAUUUAUAUUUUUCACUUAA